This is a messenger RNA of Pelobates cultripes (western spadefoot toad), 316 nucleotides long. Lineage: Eukaryota; Metazoa; Chordata; Amphibia; Anura; Pelobatidae. The record is from the annotation of a GenBank genome assembly.
AGAUGCCAUACGCCUGAAGGCAACACAGCACAUAUCUGGUGGAAUUGCCAGGUAAUCAACCGCUAUUGGAGACGCAUCCAUGGAAUAUUACAAUCAGCUCUGAACACCCUCAUCCCAUUCACCCCUGAGCUCUUCAUCUUUCUAAUCCCCCGGAAUAUACCUAAACUGACAACAGACCUCCUACUUCCCCUAAUAUCAGCAGCGAACCAACUCAUACCAGCGCUGUGGAAACACCCCAAUGCCCCCUCCAUUCGGGAAUGGAUACAAAAAGUCGAAACAUUGAGAGGCCUGGAGGAGACUUGUCACUCCAUAGCAG